GAUGUCUGCAGGGACAUGCUGUUAGGCGACGACUUGUCUCUGUUUAUACAGUAUGGCGGUGAAGACGGCAGGAGAUUGGCCCAGCAGGAGAAGCCGCUCGAGAUACAGGACCAAUUUCUCCAAAAGCUCGGCUACCAGGACGUAUCGAGACGAUCCCGGCUGGGAGUCGAUCCUGAAUUACGACACCUCGUUGCCUUCCACGUGGGACCCGCAUCCCCAUUACCAGAUCUGGCCGGGUACAGCCGUUGCGGGCACGCGUUGGUGUUGAAGGGGUUGGUUUUUCCCCAGUGGAAGCGACGACCCUUGGCUGUCAUCGGAUCCAGGCUCUUCCUUUAUCCGGCCUGUCCGGAGUCGAGGCCCGAGUGGAUGGAGCUGAGCGGGGGUGGAGGCGCGGUCUGUUACGCGCCGUCACGGAUAGGUAAACUGGUGCUGCGUAUCACUGGAUUUCCAAGGGUCACUCAGCAGUGUCAUCAAACCCGGCAACAAGGGGACGGUCACCAUCGCGAGACUAGACACUUGUACCUCGGCUUUCACCACCCGUGGGACCGGGAUCUGUGGAAAAGUUGGAUUAAACAGGCAAUACAAUUGUCAUCUUGCCCGAAGCAGCUGGAUCUCAGCAACGGAGGUCUGUCACGAAUUCCUGACAGCGCUAUAGCGUUCCCCGCCAUAGAGGAGCUGAUAUUAAGCCAAAAUCAACUAACAAACGUCAACAACAAUCUGGCGCUUCUGCACAGGUUCCCCAAACUUCAUAUCCUCCAUCUGGAGAGCAACGAACUGAAGAGAAUUCCGGUGGAAUUACUGGAGCUCCGGGGGCUGACCUACCUCAAUCUUUCAGACAACAAAAUCGAGAAGAUCCCAGCCGACAUAAUCCAGCUUAUCAACUUGAAAGAGUUAAUCUUGGAUCGUAAUGGAAUCAAGGACCUACCGCACGAGCUCGGCGAGCUGAGGAACUUGAGAAAUAUUUCCUUGGCUGGAAAUUGCCUCAGCAGUCUGCCGUCUUUCUUCAACAUGCGAGCCCUCGCGCUAACGGAUGUUUUGCCGAAGCCCGAUCAUAGUAAAGGCUUCAAAGAUGAAAAAACCAGUCAGAAUAAUUUAUAUAAAGUCAACCUACGAAAUAAUCAGUUAAAAGGAAACAUUAUUCUAGGAAAUUAUGGAAAUUUAACGCAUCUAGACGUGAGUGAAAAUAGCAUUGAGAAAUUGGACAUCAGUGCUCUUCAAGAAUUGAGAAGCAUUCGUUGCGCGCGAAAUAUUUUAACAGAACUCACUGUAUGCGGUAGGAACCUAAUUUCGCUUAUUGCCGGAAAUAACAAAUUAAAAAAAUUGACCAUAGAACCUGUGCCAGUGAAUCUUGAACACCUUGAUGUUUCAUAUAACAACUUGGAUGCCCUUCCAGAAUGGACGCCGGAUCUACCGGUAUUACGUGCCCUUUUCGCCUCUCACAAUGCCCUGACUGCCCUCCCAGACAGGCUGCUAACGCAGCCGUCGAGGCUAGAGGUCCUUCAUCUACCCCACAAUAGGCUACAAGCCCUUCCACCGCCUAGGAAACCGUUGAACAUCGUUCAUCUGACACUGCAAGACAAUGCGUUGACCGCGUUGCCAGCGAGUUUCUUCUCCAACACCGAAAAAAUGAAGGUUCUAAAUCUCUCCAACAACCGAUUGUCGGAACUUCCCGCCCCGGUGGACGGAAGUAAAAGCCGACAGGGCAACCACAGUUUGGAGAAAUUGUACCUCACUGCGAAUUGUUUAACGGACACCGCUUUGGACGCUCUUGCAAAAUUAACGUCCCUGCGAAUUCUUCAUAUUGCAUACAACACAUUAGAUACUCUUCCAGAAAGCUGCACGGCUUCGUGGAGUGACCUGGAAGAAUUAGUAUUAUCCGGGAAUCGACUUCAGUACCUGCCGGACAACGUAGCUAAUUUACGUCAUUUACGUGUGCUACGCGUUCAUUCUAACAGGCUUCUAAAAGCUAAAUGGACGAACUCUGUUCAGGUGUUGGAUUUAGCCCAUAAUCAAUUGGACAGGGUGAACCUGGCGACAUUAGUGCCACCUCAACUGCAGUUUCUGGACAUCUCCUGCAAUUCGAGACUCCACGUGGAUCCUCGACAAUUCCAAGUCUACCGUUCCCAACGUCCGAUAUCGUUAGUCGAUGUGUCAGGACAAAAUAGACCGAGCCUGCCCUCUCACCCUCAUCAGCAGGAGAUUGUUUCCGCGGAGAAGGGUGCCGAACAGCCAUGGAGACUGGGAUUUUCGGAAACGGCAGGUUCUAGGGAAAGAUUAUACGUCUCGCAAGUCAGAAUGCCGUCGUUCUGCAACGUGGAAGGUCUGUUCGGUAUAUUCGACGGUGGCUCGAAUCAAGAAGCGCCCAGUGCCCUUCAAGAAAUGAUACCCCGCCUCCUGUUGGAAGAGCGAACCGUCCGGGAGACGUCGAAGGAGUACUUAAAAUACACGCUGCUCUCGGCUCACAGAGAGCUGAAAGAAAAGGGUCAGAAGUACGGUGUUGACGCGACUCUGGUGCACAUUGUCAGACUUCAAUCCCAACAAGGCUACCCUAAAGCACCGACAAGAUACUCAUUGAAGGUGGCCUCAUCCGGGGACGCGAAGGCGGUCCUUUGCAGAGCGGCUGGUCCGUUGACCCUGGCCCCGCCCAAGAAAGUUCCAGUCACAAAUCAGCUGGGGAACGCUGCCAUGUUCCCUCUGGUGGUGCCCGACCCGACCUUCGAGGAAGUCGAUCUGGAGGACGACGAUGAAUUCGUGAUAAUCGCGAACCGACGAUUGUGGGAGGUGUUAAGUAUACAGGAAGCCGUUCGAGAAGCCAGAGCCGAGGCCAGUCCCGUUCUAGCCGCGAAAAGGUUGCAAGACCUGGCGCAGGCUUAUGGCGCGGAGGAUAAUCUGAGCAUCGUGGUGGUUCGAUUAACCGGACCGAAUCAAGGCGAUUUGGAUCAGCUGAUGAGAGAAUUGAGGCAUGCGGUUGGAAAGAAUAGGGGUCACACGGAGGGGGCUUGUCCUUGCCCCUGUUGCGUGCCACCGGCCGCACACAAACCACCAGGACCUUGCUGUUGUCACGCGAACGAGGGUUAUUACUUGAACGGCGUGUUGAAAAGCAUCGUGAACAGGACUAACAAAGCUCACAAUGGGUCAGGCAGAUUCUUCAAGAACCGCCGACCUGCGCAAGAGAAUGAGAGUCCACCGUACAAAGACGAUAGGAGCUCGCCAAGCGGUCAAUCCGAUCAGGCCAGCGACAGUACGUUCAAAUCGAGACAUCCAUCCGGCCGAGUCUGGGCUGGAAGCGCCGCUUCCAGGGCCACGAACAAAGCUCGACAAAGUGUCUUGGUGCAUGAAAAUGGAGGGAGAAAGAUACCGACCUGCCACGGGGCCCAAGAAGACACCGUCUCUGAAAGGUCUGGCGCAUUAAGCGAGGAGCAGUUCCGUUGCUGGGAGUACAUGCUCGAGCAGAAUACCCAGCUCUUAUUCGACAAGGAAUUGGACACUUUAUCGAGGACCCCAUUGCGCCGGGGUCAAUCGAGAUCCACGCCUCAAUUAGGAGGCAAUUUGCCUUUUCUAUCGAAGAGAUUCGGGAGCGCGAGAUCCUUUAAUCCCUCCCUUCCGCGGCCGCCUAUCGUACGGUUCGGUAGCGGCAGGAGAUUACUGAACGGCGGUCCGAAUGCGGCUUACUUCGGUAGCCUGCAAAGGCUGAUGCCGUAUAAUCUCGAAUACGAUUUCGCCGUCAUUCAGGAAAGAAACGGAUUAGACUCGCUGGAACAGGACGCGACGCGGAUGCAACAGUACUGGGGGGUAGCCACAACCGAGCUGUGA
Messenger RNA from Dufourea novaeangliae, 3813 nucleotides. It is a transcript of the gene Phlpp, whose product is annotated as protein phosphatase PHLPP-like protein. The coding region runs from base 16 to 3813 and encodes 1265 amino acids. The transcript is spliced from 16 exons. NCBI's taxonomy places the organism in Eukaryota, Metazoa, Arthropoda, Insecta, Hymenoptera, Halictidae. Gene Ontology annotation, molecular function: protein binding. The record is from RefSeq and is a predicted model, not a curated record.